AGUUGAACGCUGGGCGGUGGACAGGCUUUGCCCACCCGGGUUGGCAACAAAAGGACCAACAUCCGGCAGAGCGGCUGUCAGUUUCGGUACGGUCGCGGAGCACGUCUAACACGCGCGUUUUUUUUUAUCGUCGGUCUGAUAAGUGUGCAAGCAGAUUUUUGCAAAGAUGAACCGUGCCAUCGCUGUGCUGUGUCUGGUGGUUGUCGCUGCCUCGCUGAGCGAGGGAACGUUCGAUGUGCUGCUGCAGAAGAAGAAAGCGCUCCUCAGCAAGCUGCUGCACAAGGACGAAGGAGCGGGCUACGGAGGCCAUUCCGGCUACGGAGGCCAUUCCAGCUACGGAGGCCAUUCGGGAGCAGUAGGAUACCAAGCCACUGUUGCCGUCGCUCCAGUCCACUACGCUCCUGCUCCAGUAGCGUACGCCGCUCCUGCUCCAGUAGCGUACGCCGCUCCUGCUCCGGCUCCAGUUCAGUACGCCGCUCCUGCUCCGGCUCCAGUUCAGUACUCUGCUCCAGCACCUGCCCCAGUGCACUACGCUCCUGCCCCUGCUCCGGCUCCAGUCCAGUACUCUGCCCCUGCUCCGGCUCCAGUCCAGUACUCUGCCCCAGCUCCGGCUCCAGUACAGUAUUCUGCCCCUGCCCCGGCUCCAGUCCAGUACUCUGCACCUGCCCCGGCUCCAGUGCAGUACUCUGCCCCUGCCCCGGCUCCAGUGCAGUACGCAGCCCCAGCACCAGCCCCAGUCCCAGCACCAGUCUAUGGACCGCCAGCAGCACCAGCACCGUACCCAGGAUGUGAUCACGCACGCGGUGUCUCCCUACAUCACUAAAUUAAGGCGCAACGCUAUGCAGCACUGGCUAGGCUAGGUGUACGAACGGAAGGAACUAUUUAUCGAGCACCUACAGAAGAGGUACACAGACCGUACACGUACAACAACCCCGUAAAACCCCUGCGAAUGGAAUAAAACCCUUAUUAUUUUUUAAAAACAUAAAGCGUUUCAUUUGCGAAUGCGAUCGGCGAUCAUCGAUUACAACUCAACCAGCCACGUUCGGUUCUCGUUGUUUCAUAAGUUCUCGAGAAUGGAUUGCUUGGCUUACAAUACAGACAGCAGUAGAGCUGACGAUGCCCCCCAAGAUUCCUUGAAGAUGCCAGUAACGAGUGUGUUCAGUUGUAGAAUGUACUAGAGAAAGGGGCGGGUAGAUUGUAGAAGGAAGAAUGUCCCAUUACACUUUGUAGCUCAUGACAAAGAAUAAAGUUACGUUUACGGAAAUGAAGAAA
Molecule: messenger RNA, 1272 nt
Organism: Anopheles gambiae (African malaria mosquito)
Lineage: Eukaryota; Metazoa; Arthropoda; Insecta; Diptera; Culicidae
Product: skin secretory protein xP2
Exons: 2
Coding region: 167-823 (218 amino acids)
Biological process (GO): positive regulation of transcription by RNA polymerase II
Cellular component (GO): RNA polymerase II transcription regulator complex
Molecular function (GO): transcription coactivator activity
Source: RefSeq, a predicted model, not a curated record